CUUCACUUGUUUUGUAUUUUUCUACCUUCACCCCCGGUUCACAUCUAUGCGGGUGGUGCCGCUGCGGAUCCGCAUGAAAAUCCGUGCAGGCGCACCACCCACACAGAGAAUUGCGGACCCGCGGGCGGGUGCCAUUAGUUCUAAAGGCACGCCUCCCGCACUGGAAAACACAACCGUACUGGGAACCGAGGUUCUUGUGUGGGCUGUGUUUUCCAAAGAAGUGCAGGGACUUCUUCCCUGCGUGUCAUGGGCAUGGGAGUUCAUUCAAAUGAAUGGGCUCUUGUGCCCGUGCAAAACGCAGCCCGCACGGCCGCAUAGAUGUGAACUGGGGAUAAGUAAUACAGGCCAUAGACGGGUCAUUUAUCGGCCGAAUUUUGAUCCGAAUGAAAAA
Messenger RNA from Staurois parvus, 391 nucleotides. The record is from the annotation of a GenBank genome assembly. NCBI's taxonomy places the organism in Eukaryota, Metazoa, Chordata, Amphibia, Anura, Ranidae.